Molecule: messenger RNA, 1188 nt
Organism: Cuscuta campestris
Lineage: Eukaryota; Viridiplantae; Streptophyta; Magnoliopsida; Solanales; Convolvulaceae
Source: the annotation of a GenBank genome assembly
CUAACACAAAAAGCUCCCCAGGGCCAGCGUUCUACAUCGUUUUGAAGAAAAUUUUCAAUUCUACACCAAAAAUCUACCGGGAAGCAUUUGUUUAUUUUCCCCAAGCCACUGAUUUGCUUUGAAAAACUAGGGUUAUAUGAGCCUAAAAUUCCAUAGAAGAAUCUGAUUCAAUAAUUAAUGGAAGAAGAUAACAACAAAAUGGAAAGCUCUAGUCUGCUAGAAAAAGAUCACCGGAGAGAUGACGACGGCGAUCUACUCCCCCUCUCCGUCCAGCUAUCUGCCCUGCCCUUUUCCGAUGACGGUGAAGAUGAAGAGGAAGAGGAAGAUGACGAGGACGACGAAGAGUUCUCUUUUGCCUGCAACGACGGCGCUUUGCUGUCGCCGGUAGCGGCCGGUGAAGUACUUUUCCGGGACAGGGAGAUCGGCCCUGUUUUUCCGUUAUUCGACCGGGACCUUUUCUUGGCCGCUUCUGCCUCGGCCUCCACGCCGCCGGUCAAGCAGGUUUUCGUGGAGACAACAACGUCUUCUUCCGGGAAAGAAGAAGUCGCCGGGGCGUUCUGCAAUUGGUCGUCGGAGAAGAAUAAGACGGCCGGGGAGACUAACGGCGUGGAACCGCCGGCGCCGGAGGAGGGUUGCAAGAAAAGCAACUCCACGGGAUUUUCGAGGUUCUGGAGAUUCAAGGACUUCGUCCACCGGAGUAACAGCGACGGGAGGGACGCAUUCGUUUUAUUGAAACCUCCGGCGCCGGCGAAGGAGAGGGCCGGCGGAGUCAACGCCAAAGACGCGGGCGAAGUCGAAGUCAAAGUCAAAAAUCCGCAAAAGAAGAAAAAGAAAAGCGAAAGCGCGUUGGCCCACGAGCGUUACAUGAAAAGUAAGGCCGGCGACGGUCCCGGUAGGCGGCGGUCGUACCUGCCUUACCGGCCGGAGCUUGUCGGGCUAUUCACUAAUGUCAACGGCGGAUUAACAAGAAAUGUCCAUCCGUUUUGAGAGUGUUGAUGAUUCAAUUCAUUAUUUAAUUGUAAUGCUACUAAUUGAGGAGCAUUCGUGUGGUUAUUACUCCAUAUAUUGUUUUUGUAAUUUUGGGAUAUAUUGUAAAAUUAUUUAAAUUAUUGUAGCACCAAAUAUAUACUCUAAUUACUUGGAUUUGUGUGGCAUUUGAAUAUAAUAAAAUAAAUUUAAUGAAACCCU